Molecule: messenger RNA, 999 nt
Organism: Malus domestica (apple)
Lineage: Eukaryota; Viridiplantae; Streptophyta; Magnoliopsida; Rosales; Rosaceae
Product: psbP-like protein 1, chloroplastic
Biological process (GO): photosynthesis
Cellular component (GO): extrinsic component of membrane; photosystem II oxygen evolving complex; photosystem II
Molecular function (GO): calcium ion binding
Source: RefSeq, a predicted model, not a curated record
CAGAUAAGGUGAUCGCCACAAGACUCCACACACGCGUACACCGAGUCCAUAUUUCUUCCUGCUUCACUCACAAUUCAACAAAACCACCAACAAUGGCGACCCUGCAGAACUCACCCUCCCUCCACAGGACCCCUGUCCUUAACUCCUUCACCAAGCUACACAGGCAAAGCACAUUCCAUUGCUGUAGAAAAAGUAAUUCUUUUCUGGUAAGAGCAGAUCAGGCUUCAGCAACUUCUACAUGCUCUCCUUCUCAAGAUAGAUCCGGGAGACGCCAAGUGCUAGCAGCAGGAACAGUUGCUUCUUGGGUUCUUCUAACCAACCAACAUUCUGUAUCAUUUGCUGCAGAAAAUAAAAAGGGAUUUAUUCCUGUCACCGACAAGAAAGAUGGAUACGAAUUUGUCUACCCUUUUGGAUGGCAGGAAGUAACCAUCGAAGGUCAAGACAAGGUGUUCAAGGAUGUCAUUGAGCCAUUAGAGACUGCGAGUGUGACACUGUUCCCAACCGUCAAGCAAGAUAUCAAAGAAUUCGGGUCACCGCAGCAGGUGGCUGAAACUUUGAUCAAGAAGGUUCUGGCUCCUCCUACCCAGAAAACAAAGCUGAUGGAGGCCGUAGAGCACGACAUCGAUGGGAAAACAUAUUACACAUUUGAGUUCCUUGCUAAGGCUCCAAACUAUACUCGCCACGCUCUCAGCACAGUAGCUAUCGGCAAUGGCAACUUCUACACCUUGACGACGGGGGCUAACGAGAGGAGGUGGGAAAAGAUGAAAGACAAGUUACACACCAUCGUCGAUUCCUUCAAGCUUUUCAAAGUCUUCGAUUAACAAUUUGAUUGAGGAACGGCUCACGUUGGGUUGCAGUUUGCAAACUAUAUACUGAUAUGAGGCCAAAAUCAAAUUUUCUUUUAAUUUUGUACUUUGAGAGUGUAGGAGAGUGGAAAGAUCAUUUUUUCUUCUGAAGAAAUAUAUUCAUUCAGAUAUGAAAUAUCUGUUAGUUAGUGUA